Molecule: messenger RNA, 3089 nt
Organism: Toxotes jaculatrix (banded archerfish)
Lineage: Eukaryota; Metazoa; Chordata; Actinopteri; Toxotidae
Gene: ablim1a
Product: actin binding LIM protein 1a
Exons: 25
Coding region: 220-2520 (766 amino acids)
Biological process (GO): cytoskeleton organization; cilium assembly; lamellipodium assembly
Cellular component (GO): stress fiber; actin cytoskeleton
Molecular function (GO): actin filament binding
Source: RefSeq, a predicted model, not a curated record
AGGACACGCCCUGUCGCUGGAAAGUGCUCUCUCCAUCGCGCAGCCUAGUCUAGUCUCCUAAAUCGCUGGAUGUAUGUUUCCCUGCGUUUAAUCCCUUUAAAUGACAGCCAAAAACUUAAAGCAUAGAUAAUAUCAGGCUGUCAAUCUCCUUCUAAACUGCACCGGGGCACCUCCUCCUGUUAAUCUCGGCAAAGAAAAGAGAGGCUCUACCUACCGGGCAUGUCUGCUAGAGUGGCUCAUGCGCAGGACACACACCACCACUCCACAGAGAAGCCCCUGAUUCAGUGCUACAAGUGCGGGGAGCCAUGUAAGGGUGAGGUGCUGCGGGUGCAGAACAAGCACUUCCACCUCAAGUGCUUCACUUGUAAAGUGUGUGGCUGUGACCUCGCCCAGGGGGGCUUCUUCAUGAAGAAUGGAGAGUAUCUGUGCACGCUGGACUACCAACGCAUGCAUGGCACCCGAUGCAAUGGCUGUGGGGACUUUGUGGAGGGGGAAGUGGUCACUGCCCUGGGCAAGACCUACCACCCCGCCUGCUUCGUCUGCACCAUCUGCAAACGACCGUUCCCUGCUGGGGACAGGGUGACCUUUAACGGGAAGGACUGUCUCUGUCAGUAUUGUGUCGAGCCCAUGUCUCCAGGACCAAAGGACAUCCUGGGCUCUAGCAAUUGUGCGGGAUGCGGUCGAGACAUUAAGAACGGACAGGCUCUUCUAGCUUUGGACAGGCAGUGGCAUCUGGGCUGCUUCAAGUGUAAGGCCUGCAGCAAAGUGCUUACCGGGGAGUACAUCAGCAAAGAUGGCGCCCCCUACUGUGAGAAGGACUACCAGAUCCACUUUGGAGUUCAAUGUGAGGCGUGUCAUCAGUUCAUCACAGGGAAGGUGCUUGAGGCAGGAGAUAAGCACUACCACCCCAGCUGUGCGAGAUGCAGCAGGUGCAAUCAGAUGUUCACAGAAGGAGAAGAGAUGUAUCUGCAAGGAUCAACAGUUUGGCAUCCUGGCUGCAAGAACACUACCAGAACAGAGGAGAGACACAGGGAGCGGCCUACGAGGUCGUCAUCCGAGAGUAUUUGUUCCAGACCUGGUUCAAGCAUACCUGGCUCACCGGGUCACACGAUCUAUGCAAAAGUAGACAAUGAGAUCCUUGAUUACAGAGACCUAGCUGCUAUUCCAAAAGUCAAAGCCAUUUAUGACAUUGAACGCCCUGAUCUUAUUACCUAUGAACCUAUGUACACCACCUCCCUGGAUGAGAGAGAGGAGAGACGAGAGAGUGUGGGCGAGCUCCACACUGCCAGGAGGGAGCGUUCCCCCUUGCCCGAUGACAAGUCUUCAAGAAACAUGUCACCAACCCCGCCCGGUGAGGGCUCUUUUGACAGGAGGGAACGCAUCCUCCAAAGGUCCACCAGUCAGGGCUCCAUAGGAUCACCAGUUUAUAAUCGCCAUGGUUACACUCCCACCUUGUCGCGGUCACCACAGCAUUUUCACAGGCCAGAGGCUCUGACAGGCAUGCAGAAGCUCUGCUCCUCCCUGUGCAGUAACAGUGUGGGCUCCAGAAAUAGUGACUCCCGCCCUACCUCCCCUUUCAGACACCACUUCCUCCCCCAUAGCCAAGGCACUGACCCGCCAAGUGGCCGGAGCUCCCCUCUCCCGCUCAGGCCUGACAGCCGGCCGGUCACCCCGCCUCUCUCUCAGACCCCUAAACAUUUCCAUCUCCCAGAUCAGGGGAGCAACAUCUACAGAAAACCACCCAUCUACAAACAGCACGAUACAGCUGCCAUAGCACGCCAAAGCAAGUCUGCUGAUGACAUCAUCAGAUCCGCCACCUUCCCCGCUGCCCAUGCUCCCUCUCCGGAUGACAGCUCACGGAGUGAGGGCGAUCUUUGGCCCUACUCUCUCGCUGUAUUAGCACCCAUAGGGUCAGAAGGGAGGAGACGAUCCAGAGAAGAGGAGGAAGAAGAGGCCUUGAAAAGAAAGCAGCUGCAGGAGGAACAUCUCAGCAAGAUUCAGUCUGGUUUGGGAAAGCUCAUUCUGAAGGAGGAGAUGGAAAAAGAACAGAUCAGGGAGCGUCACGCACGUAGCCUCUCUGCUCAACGCUACGACCCCAAGCACACCAACUGUGACGCAGAUCCAACUUCUCCAACAAAAACUAACUCUUUGCCUGGCUAUGGAAGGAACGGGCUACACCGGCCCCAGUCAACAGAUUUCACCCAGUACAACAGCUAUGGUGACAUGUGUGGAGGAGGCAGAGAGUUUCAGCACAUUAAGGAUGGCCGUGCAGCACUUGCAAGGAUGGACAGGGGAGUAUCUAUGCCUAAUAUGUUGGAACCAAAAGUGUAUCCCUAUGAAAUGCUCAUGAUAACCAGUAGAGGGAGAGCUAAACUGCCCAGGGAUGUGGACAGAACCAGACUGGAGCGCCACUUAGCACCUGAAACGUUCUUUGACAUCUUUGGAAUGGAGAUCCAGGAGUUUGACAGGCUUCCCCUGUGGAAACGCAACGACAUGAAAAAGAAGGCCAAGCUCUUCUAGCACUCAGAGCAGCAUGCAUAUACUGUACAUUCAUUCAGAUAGCACACAACAACUGUAAUCUAGAUGUAGGUUUUGGUUUAUUUCCUUUUCUUCUGUUUUUUUUUUUUGUUUGUUUUAUCCUGACGUAAUCAAGGAAGCCAUGAAAUGGACUCUUUUUGCUCUGAUGCUUCCUGCGACCGCGAGCUGAAUGAUUUGUCCAGUUAGACUUGCACAGGAAACAAGGAAUGGGAAUCUCUUCCAUGUUCAAAAAUGACAAAGAAUGAGAAUGAAUGAUAAAUAGGGUCAUGUUAUUUGGUUUGACCGCGCUUGUUUUACUUCUUGCUUUGCUUUGAGUGGAACUGCUUUCCUUUCUUUCUUGCUUGUUUAUUCCUACUAUUUGUUGCUGUUGAUUCCUGUGGAACUUUGUAAGUACAAUAGAACCUCAUGGCGCCAUUACGAAAUGUCCAUGCUCGUAGCUUGAACAUGUGUCAGCUUUCCUUUGCUUGGGCUGAAACAGUUUUAGUCCAAAGUUUGCAAGAAUCGGCUCAGUGAGUCUUUGAAUUUAAAAAAAAAAAAAGCCACUGGGAAAG